AUGUCGGCACCAGCUCCUCCCACUAUCCCACCUCGUCCUGUCAAGCAGCAGGCCGUAGCUCAAGGGGUGUCUAAGCUGCCUGAUAUACCUCCACGACCGCAAAAUAGGCGAGUCGACCGAUCCAUAUCACCUUCACAUUAUCCACGAUCUCCUUUGAACGACCCUUAUGUUCCGUCAAGGCCAAAAGACCUCACCUCCUCGAUGAGGCCCCCAAGUGUGCACCACUUGCCAACUCCAGGCGAGGAGGGUAUGGAAUAUGCCAACAUUCAGUAUAGCUCCGAUCCUCCAGCUUCGGCUCUUGCUCAGGAUGCUGCGGCACAGAAGCGUACAAUUGCCGAGGAUCUGCACUUGCACGCUCCAAAGCCUUCUCUGCCUACCUCGACUGCUACUGCUCAGGUUCAGGGUGUGACCAGGACUGACUCAGCUCAGGCUACAAGCCAGGGUCUUCGCAGGCCGUCUAACGAUGAUUUGACCCCAACUAGAACGAGAUCGAGGCAAAGUUUCUCCCGUCCCGAUUCGACUCAAGCUGAUGAGCGACGUCGUUCUGUAGUUCCGGAAGAGCACGGCCCCGCGGAGCUGGGAUUGCGAGUUCCCAUCAAUCCUUUGCUCGGAGAUGUACAAGCUCCCACUCCUCAAGGUCUUUCACCACAAGCUACUGGCGAGUCUGGUCGCAGGCACAACAGGAGGAAGAGUGGCCUUGAAGAUUUCUUACCGCCUGACAGUUAUGGCCUUCAUGGCCACGGCAUGAUUGCCAACAACAAGUUCGAACGGGACUGGUAUGCUAAACAUCCGGACCAACUUGAGCACGAGGAAGGCCAUGGUCAUGGUGUGUACGAAGGUAUUGGUAGCGGACGUGGUAGUUAUGCACUGAGCAGUGACGAACUGAACAAGAUUGUGCGAGAUACUGCGUCUCGUGGUGCUGGCUUUGGCACCCAGAAGAGCAUCAACUCGUUUCCUGACGAACAGAUCGGCUAUAUGGCUUCGGAAACUUAUCAGCGAUCACAGCAAAACACACCUCUACCCGAGCCGCUAUCCCGUCUGAAUACACGUUCUUCACAACCGAGCAUGGAGUCGCCAUUGCGCAGAACCAGUUUCCCUGCAGAAGAUGCUCCUCCUGCCGAGAUCCGCAGAAACAGGCUCUCGACUCAUGGUACUGAUAAGGCUGUGACUGACGACGAAACUCAUCAUAUCGACCAACCCGACCGACGAUACAACAAAAUUACUGGUGGUCAGGAACAAAUAAAUGAGACUUCAGGUGGAUCACCCUACAUUACCACUGGCCAUGAUCAGGACGGCAAUGAGCAUAGGGUUCCGAUCUUAGCAGAAGACGAAGUCGCCAAAAGUGUUGGAGCAGAUUUCAUGCAGCCUGCUGUUUCACCAAAGUUCGAACGUCGUGGAAGUCAGCAGCAUGACGAUCAUAACGGUGGUGCAUUGACCCCAACAUCUAGACCUGCAAGCAGACCUGGCAGCAUCUACCAGUUACACAGCGCUUCCCACUCUCUGUCCCGCUUUCUUUCUCAUCAGGACGACCGAGAUCAUAUGCAUACACCUUUGGAAGAUGUCGCCGAGUACGAGCCUUUAUUCGAGGAGAGUGAGGAGAGAAAGGCUCUCACCACUGCAGAACGUUUCAAGAGAAGGCCAGAUGCUUUGCAAAGACGCUUCCCAAGUCAAGACAUCUGGGAGGAUACACCGAGCAGUGCCAUGCACAUGGCCGAGGUAUCAACCCCUGACCUUCCGUCACAAAACGACAGCUCGAAAUCGGAGCUGAGGGCCUCUUCCACCUUUGAAUCCCCAGAAGCUGAGCACGCACGCAAAGGAGAGGUUCCAGAAGAGGACAAACAUAAUCUAGCACCACUAGAAGAAAGACUGGCCAAGUCCAGAUUUGCACCUCACCUCAGGGAUGAUAUGCCAACAAAAGCCCGCCCAGCCAUUGCUCAUCGCUUCCCGAGUCGAGACAUUUGGGAAGACACUCCCGACAGCAACUACCUGACCACAACUGUUAGCACACCCGAAGUUGAACCAGAAUCAAGCCCGCUGGAGUCAAAGCCGCCGGUACCAGAACGACCUGCAAAGAGUCGACUAGGUGAAGGUGCAUCUUCUAAUCAAGUCGAGCCGAGUGUGCCUCCGCAACUUCCAGUACGGCCACAGAAGCGUACGCAACAGGUGUCUCCGACUGAUGCUAGACCCACGGAUACAAGUCUGCUCUCAAAACAGAUCUCACCACCGAGUCUACCAGAUAGGCCCAAGCCACAGGUACCACCGAGGCCAGGUAAGAAAGCUGCGGAUGAGGACUUGACCAGAGUAACCUCAGCAGGCUCUACUGAGAGUACCGACACUCAAGUGGCAGCAAAGGCUAAACCACAAGUUCCUGCCAGACCUGCUGGUGGUAAUUUCGCCAGCUUGAGAGGUAAUUUCAUGAACGAUCUGAACAAGAAACUCGGACUUGGUCCACCGAAAGAGAAGGAACCAGAACCGGAAAUCGAAGCUAAGCCUUUGGAGGAUGCUAGGAAAGGCCGUGCUAGAGGUCCACAACGUCGAGCUCCCGCCAAAGCUGCUGCUGAUACAAAAUCAACGGCAUCGUUUACGAUGUUUGCGCCACGAGGAUUGUGGCGGAUAGAUGACCAUGACGAGCUCAGUACUAUCUCAGAGACGCAAGAAGAAACAAACGUGAAGGAAGAGUCUAUGAUUGACGCAGAACCUGGAAGUACUACUGAGGUCGACUACGCUGCACAGGUACCAGUUCCGACGACCAAGGCCGAAGACGACUUGGCUGGGAGACCUAUCGAUGCACCGAAACAACUCGCCAGUGGUCUUGCUACAAACACAGCUGGCGAGCCAGCCGAUCCUGUGCCAGAAGGGGACAACGAGAACUUUGAAGGAGAGUUGACACGAAAGACGACCGCAAGCACAUUGGACGGAGAGCCAAUUGACCGAGAAAACUCAAGAGAAACAACACACGUCCUGCCAGCCAGCCAACAGACAACAGCCUCAGACUCCGAUGUUCCUGCAAAAAUACAGAGAGUGCCAACAAAUGAACCAGAAGUCAAGGCGGCAGACGAAUCCAUCAAGGUACGAAAUGAACAAGUCUCUGCUCCCGCACCUGAACCGGCGAAUACUCAUUCUGUAACAGGAAAGCAUGACCUCUUAAAUAAGACUACCACGCCAAUUUCCGGCAGUGUUAACAGACAGGUCGACGUAGAGCCUGCAUCGGAAGGCCCCACCGAGCCCAUGAAUGAGGAUGAUGUCGAUUAUGGCAAAUUGGAAGAGAUGACUGCUUUGGCUGACGGGAAGCAGACGGCUGUGGAGGAUCCGCAGGCAAGCUUUUCUUCCAGGAAAAUCGUAGAUUGA
This is a messenger RNA of Lithohypha guttulata, 3348 nucleotides long. RefSeq lists its product as uncharacterized. The coding region runs from base 1 to 3348 and encodes 1115 amino acids. The record is from RefSeq and is a predicted model, not a curated record. NCBI's taxonomy places the organism in Eukaryota, Fungi, Ascomycota, Eurotiomycetes, Chaetothyriales, Trichomeriaceae. The transcript has 2 exons.